Oppiella nova is the source of this 537-nucleotide messenger RNA. The record is from the annotation of a GenBank genome assembly. Lineage: Eukaryota; Metazoa; Arthropoda; Arachnida; Sarcoptiformes; Oppiidae.
UGUUUCAUACAAAUCAUCGAUCAAAACAUACCAAAGAGUUUAAUACUCGGCAACUCUUCCGACAUAAUCGUCGACAUCGGAGAGGAUGUGCUGCUGGAGUGCGACACAAGUAAUGACACGAAAAGCUUUGAGUGGUAUCGGAAAGAAGAGCAUUGGUUUAACCACGAAUUACCUGAACAACGGAUCUUCUUCGACGAGCAGUACCUGUUGGUGAACGAGAAUAAAGUUUCCACAGUUCUCUACAAAUGCAUUACUCGAGAAUAUUCCGGAUUCUAUUUAAUCAAAUCAUACAAACUAUAUGUCGAUAGACUGCCUAAAAGGCAAAGAGACUGCCUAAAAGGCAAAGAGCCUUACGCCACUGUUUGGGACGCAAAGUGCGAUCGAGUCGUACUGAACCUCACUUAUCCUCAUUCACAGCACGGCUUCAAUCAAAGUACAAAAGUCUGGGGAAAUGUCUUAUGUAAUGACGAAAUCGGAGGUUUCCAGAUAUGGGUCGUCGGUUACGGUAUACUUAAGAGGUUUCUGCCCCGUAAGUGA